Messenger RNA from Aspergillus saccharolyticus JOP 1030-1, 741 nucleotides. RefSeq names its product cell wall mannoprotein 1 family protein. The record is from RefSeq and is a predicted model, not a curated record. Gene Ontology annotation, cellular component: extracellular region. The transcript is spliced from 2 exons. NCBI's taxonomy places the organism in Eukaryota, Fungi, Ascomycota, Eurotiomycetes, Eurotiales, Aspergillaceae. The coding region runs from base 110 to 646 and encodes 178 amino acids.
CCGAGAUAUCGCUCAGUUAGGACUAUAAAGCCUCAAUCUCUCCAUCGAAAUCUCCGACCACAAUCUCAUCAAUAUCAGCACCACAGAUACAAUCCAGAUUCUCAGCAAAAUGCGCUUCCCUCUCACCACCGCUUCGGUUCUUUCCUUCCUGGCUUUGACCACGGCUCGGGUCAUCAAGCGUGAUAUUCCCACCAUCAUUCAGGACCUGACCCAGAUCAAUACCGACAUUGGCUCCCUCAGCGCUGCCGUCUACAGCUACGGGGGAGGGCUGCCCGCUGCCCUUGAGAUCCAGACUCAGGAAGCGGCCGUGGAGCAUUCACUCGACCAGGCGGCUGCCGACGUCAAUGGCACUGCUGUUUUCACUGUUUCUGAGAGUAACCGUGUGACUGAGGCUCUGACUCAGUUGGAUCCGGUCAUGCGCAGCUCUAUUGCCGCUUUGGUUUUGAAGCGAUCCCUCUUCAUCACCGCCGGCGUGGGAAGCACCAUCCGGACCAACCUCCAUGCGCCUCGGGUCAAGACCGAUGCUCUGUCUGUGGCUCUGCAGUCUAAGGCGGUCGGAGCCGACAAGGAGACCAUCCGUCAGGGAACUGGUGAUGUCGACGAUGCGUACGAUAAUGCCAUCGUUGCCUACGACAUGCAGAUGUGAAGGCUCUGGUCACAUAACCAAUCUUCGUCAUCCGACACGUCGAGUUGAGAUGAGAUGGGGGGGACUGCUUAGCUCGUUUGAGACUUAGGCUUGAG